AUGUCUUACGCACGCUUUUUGAGCGUUGUUGUCCUCGCCAGCGCCGUUUGCGCAGCACCCGUCGAGCGACAGGAGCAGUCAUUUGGUCCAGACUCACAGAUCUCAGCACAGGUGCCUACUCCAACUGUCGGAUAUCCUGUCGUUGUCUACGAGAAUGGCUACACUAGCGCGACUUACCAUGGACCAUACACCGGUACAGCCACGGUCACCGGCGCUGCCAAUGGACCAGAGACUCUCGCCGCAUCCAUUGCACCCGGACCGCCAAACCCAACGGCCACAUAUUAUAACUCCGAAGGCGUGCCCUUGAACCCUAUGCCGGCACCCUACACACCGGCGGGUGGUCUAGGCACUAACGGCACCUUGCCACGCUACAUGGUUGAGAGUGACUUCGACUUCGAGUCUAUUGCUUUGGGCCUCUAUCAGGAGUGGAUCGAAUUGGACCUCUUUCACGAUGGGCUCGCGCGCUUCAGUGACGCCGAAUUUACUGCUGCCGGCCUCGGGCCGGAAGCGCGAAGCCUUAUCGAGUUCAUGGCCAACCAGGAGUCGGGCCACGCGACUCUACUCACAAACAUGCUUGGUGAGAGAGCACCAAAAGAAUGCAUCUAUAACUAUCCGUACACAACAGUACGUGAAUGGGUCGAUUUCAUGCAAAGACUCACCCGCUUCGGCGAGAGUGGUGUUUGGGGCUUCAUCAAUCACCUGGAUAGCCGCGAGGUUGGUCAACUUCUCGCACAAUCAAUUGCCACGGAGGCUCGCCAGCAGCAAGUGUUCCGACAGAUGUCAGGUCUGACACCCAUGGAUGUCUGGUUUGAGAACGGAUGGCCUCAGUCGUGGGCAUGGACCAUGCUGGCACCAUACAUCAGCUACUGUCCCGAGAACCAGACUCGCCUUGUCUGGCAGAACUUCCCGACCUUACAUAUUCUGAAUAACGCCAACAUAAAUCGAUUCUCUCCGAACGACACUUCACAGAAUGGCAACGAAACGGUUGGCGACAGAAUUGCGGACCCUAGCCUUAGCACCAUUCCCGACUCCGCGUCUUGCGAAUAUCUUACCGGCCCACCUGGUUACGCAUGUGAGCCAGCAGUCGCGCACAACAAAUCCGAGCCCCUUUCGUUUCCGGGCAAGAAAAUUCUAUUCGAAUGGGAUGCUCCUGGACAAGCAGUUGGGCCAAACAACAGCUACGUUACGUCCACGAAUGCUGGCUCGCCCAAAUUUGUCGCGUGGAGUAACCAGCUCAAUCUGACGUACUCGGCGCUCACCCUGACAGGUAAUAAUUCUGGCUUUACCUAUCAACCCGAGGGAUAUGUCUACGGCGACGACGGUAUCAUCAACGGAACUAUGGCGGUGCUGCUGACAGACUUGGAUUUGUACGUGACGCCUUUCAACACCAGCAUGUUGAACCCGCAUGUUGUGGCUCUGGGCAUGUACCAGGCAGGCUAA
This is a messenger RNA of Cyphellophora attinorum, 1440 nucleotides long. Its product is annotated as Protein rds1. Lineage: Eukaryota; Fungi; Ascomycota; Eurotiomycetes; Chaetothyriales; Cyphellophoraceae. The transcript has a single exon. The record is from RefSeq and is a predicted model, not a curated record. Bases 1 to 1440 code for a protein of 479 amino acids.